CACUGCAAUGGUUUGGUUCCAGCAGAUAAGAAGUCUGAAGGAAGAUCCCGGGUAGAUCGAGAUGCUGACAAUCUUCAGCUUCAGCAGCUGGAAGAAAAGGACGUAGUAUCAUCUGUAGCUACUGUUCUCUCUGAUCUUUGUGGGCCUGGAGAGUGGAUGCCUAUGGAGAAACUUCACGCGGAGCUGUUGGAGCAAUAUAGCAGUGUUUGGCAUCAUAGUAGAGUGAGAAGGUAUCUGACAUCAGAAGAUUGGCCAGGUCCAGAAUCCAAAGGGAAGCCUUGGUAUGGUUUGCUUAUGCUGUUAAGGAAGUACCCGGAGCAUUUUGUCAUCAACACAAGGUCCAAGGGCCGUGUCACCCUGGAGUUUGUUUCUCUUGUCUCUCUUCUAUCCUGACCACAUUGUCACUAAAGCUCAAAUUGAAAAGGAAAUAACCAUCAGCCCUGGUUGCUUCUAACAGUGAUAUAUGGUUUAGCUCUAAAACUGUAUAAAUGUACUUUUGUUGCUUUCUUUUUGGGUAAUUUCUUGUAACUAGGUAAAUAUGUCCCCCUCUCCCCCAGUGCUCUGAGAGCAAAAUUAACCAUUAGUUCUUACUUUUUUCAUGGAUUUAGAAAAUGGGACUAAGACUUAAACAUCAGAGUUGGGCGUGUCCAGUUUAUUCAUUCUAUAAAAAUGUAGGACCACUCCUAGAAUUAAUAUUAAACUGCUCGCGGUUAAGAUGCA
Vigna umbellata (rice bean) is the source of this 720-nucleotide messenger RNA. Lineage: Eukaryota; Viridiplantae; Streptophyta; Magnoliopsida; Fabales; Fabaceae. The record is from RefSeq and is a predicted model, not a curated record.